Messenger RNA from Durio zibethinus, 2134 nucleotides. Its product is annotated as alpha/beta-Hydrolases superfamily protein. The record is from RefSeq and is a predicted model, not a curated record. NCBI's taxonomy places the organism in Eukaryota, Viridiplantae, Streptophyta, Magnoliopsida, Malvales, Malvaceae. Gene Ontology annotation, biological process: lipid metabolic process.
AACCUUCAUCUUCUGCUAGAUUGUUCGCGGCCGGAGUAUGGCCAGCGCCCACCUGUCAAGCUCGUUCAGAACCACCGUUGAUAUCUACUACUUCUAGUCGCCUACUGCUGCUGCUACUACUACUACUACUACUAUUUUCUUUCCUUAUCUGAAUCUUUGGUAAUGGCUAAUCAAUCUGGCAAACGCUUCUUACGCAAUCUUUGUUCAGACUAUACCAACAUUUUUAUUAGAAGACAGAAACUUUAUGGUAGAUUUUUGAAUGGUAUUCUUAACCGUUGUCAGUCACAAUGGUCAAAACUAGACGGAAUAAAAGAACUAAAUAAAGAAAAAGAGGCAAAAGAUGUGGCUCAAGUUUCUUUGAAGCCUGAAGUUGAUAAGAAGGCUGGUUAUGAUACCAGUACCAGAUUAUUCAAAUAUAGUUCUGGUGAUGAAGAUUAUGUUGGUGAUACCAAGUGGAAAUUAGAGCUUGCUUGGCUCACAAAGGCUCUUGAGCCAGCUCUGCAAUUGUGUAGGUGGGCUCUGCCAAUAGGAAAUGAAGUAGGGGAUAAACCCCCUCCCAGCACUCGAUCAGUCUCAGAAAUCAUAUCUAGCAUCCAGAGGAGUAAAACCGGAAUUGAAGGUUGGAGCUUGAGUGAUCUUACCAUAGGCCUAUAUCUUAUUUACCUUCGUCAGACGUCUUUGAAUCUGUUUGAGGAUGUUAAGGGUGUGAAGAUCACGUCAGAUUCAAUUGUCCAAGAUCUGAUAUACCAUAUUGAAUUAGCAAAAGGAUGUUAUAAGGAUAAUGCUGCCAUCCUUGCUAGGACCAGCAUGCUUAGAGAAAGCAAUGUUUUGAAAUUUGUAAAGAACUCUAGUGUGAUGAGGCCUGGAUAUUAUAUAGGAAUUGAUCCUCGAAAGAAACUUUUAAUAUUUGGAAUUCGUGGAACUCACACUGUCUAUGAUCUUAUUACUGAUAUUAUUUCAUCAAGUGAUGGAGAGGUUACAUUUGAAGGCUAUUCAACUCACUUUGGCACAGCCCAAGCUGCUCGAUGGUUUCUUCACCAUGAAAUAGGAACAAUAAGAAAGUGCUUGGAGAAAUAUGAGGGAUUUAGGUUAAGGCUGGUGGGGCAUUCUCUUGGAGCUGCGACAGCUUCUUUACUGGCAAUAAUGCUUCGUAAAAAGUCAAAAAUGGAGCUGGGGUUUAACCCUGACAUUGUUUCUGCUGUUGGAUAUGCAACUCCUCCUUGUGUUUCCAAAGAACUUGCUGAAACUUGCUCUGAUUUCGUUACAAGCAUUGUAAUGCAGGAUGACAUUGUGCCUAGACUAAGUGCAGCAUCUCUAGCAAGGCUGAGGAAUGAAAUUCUUCAAACAGACUGGAUGAGUGUGGUGGAGAAGGCAGACUGGAAAAGUGCAGUAGAUUUGAUCACAAAUGCAAAACUGGUUGUGUCUUCAGUACAAGAUGUAGCUCGGAAACUUGCUGAUUAUGCACAGUUCAAAAGCAAAAAAGAAUCUUCUGAUAGUUCCACAAAAAAGGAAUCAACUUCGGUUCCUUUGGCCUCUAAAUUAGAAACAAACGCUUUACUUCAAAAAGAAGAAGAUGCCUACACCGUGCCAGAGGAGUUAUUUGUUCCCGGGACUGUUUACUAUUUGAAGAGGAACGUAGAUAAUCAAGCUGAAAGCAGCGACAACAGGGGCAGGGAAUCUUUCAGUCUUUGGAGGAGACAUCCAGGUGAACAUUUCCAGAGGAUAGUGCUCUCAAGCAACAUAAUAUCAGAUCACAGAUGCGAUAACCACUAUUAUGCUUUACGAGAUGUACUAAAAGGUUUUCCUAGGUCCCAUGAUGAAGGCAUUUUCAGAUAGGACCCCCAAAAGUCUGAACGUCUUUUACAUCCUGUAAACUGUCAAAUAAAUGUAUGCUCGGAUCCAGAUGUUCAUAUUGAAGCUGUUUUGAGCAUUUGUGCAGAAAAAUAUAUAUAGUUCAUGAGCAAUUAUACAGUUUUUAAUGUGUUCGUUCCGAAAUACUGAGAUCAUUAUCUGAUUGAUCUUUAGUAGUGGCAUAGCAUUGUAAAACGUUUUUCUGAGGAAAAAUAAAGAACAAUAGUCUCCUUCCUAUCCUGUCUUGUGCGAAAAUUAUUCAAGUCAUAUUCGCUUAUGUGAG